GCAGCCUGCCGGCCAACCGAACUUCCCCGCGCCGACCCACCCUCCUAGCCUCCGCGUUCCCUCCCGCCCCGCUCCCCUCGCCCCCUUCCGCGCGCUCGGUUCUCAUUGGCCAGCGGCGCGCCGGGGGCGGGACUCUCGGCGCAAGCUCGGCGCAUCAUUGGGCGGUGGACCGCCCCUCGGCUCCGGGGUAGGCUGAGACGGGAGGGUCCUCAGCUAAAGCCAAAAGCAGAUCAAAGUGGUGGGACUCGCGUCGCGGCCGCGGAGACGUGAAGCUCUCGAGGCUCCUCCCGCUCCGGGUCGGCGCUAGCCCUCGCUCUCCUCGCCCUCCGCCCCGGCCCCGGCCCCGCGCCCGCCAUGGAGAAGACUGAGCUGAUCCAGAAGGCCAAGCUGGCCGAGCAGGCCGAGCGCUACGAUGACAUGGCCACCUGCAUGAAGGCAGUGACCGAGCAGGGCGCCGAGCUGUCCAACGAGGAGCGCAACCUGCUCUCCGUGGCCUACAAGAACGUGGUCGGGGGCCGCAGGUCCGCCUGGAGGGUCAUCUCUAGCAUCGAGCAGAAGACCGACACCUCCGACAAGAAGUUGCAGCUGAUUAAGGACUAUCGGGAGAAAGUGGAGUCCGAGCUGAGAUCCAUCUGCACCACGGUCCUGGAAUUGUUGGAUAAAUAUUUAAUAGCCAAUGCAACUAAUCCAGAGAGUAAGGUCUUCUAUCUGAAAAUGAAGGGUGAUUACUUCCGGUACCUUGCUGAAGUUGCAUGUGGUGAUGAUCGAAAACAAACGAUAGAUAAUUCCCAAGGAGCUUACCAAGAGGCGUUUGAUAUAAGCAAGAAAGAGAUGCAACCCACACACCCAAUCCGCCUGGGGCUUGCUCUUAACUUUUCUGUAUUUUACUAUGAGAUUCUUAAUAACCCAGAGCUUGCCUGCACGCUGGCUAAAACGGCUUUUGAUGAGGCCAUUGCUGAACUUGAUACACUGAAUGAAGACUCAUACAAAGACAGCACCCUCAUCAUGCAGUUGCUUAGAGACAACCUAACACUUUGGACAUCAGACAGUGCAGGAGAAGAAUGUGAUGCGGCAGAAGGGGCUGAAAACUAAAUCCAUACAGGGUGUCAUCCUUCUUUCCUUCAAGAAACCUUUUUACACAUCUCCAUUCCUUAUUCCACUUGGAUUUCCUAUAGCAAAGAAACCCAUUCAUGUGUAUGGAAUCAACUGUUUAUAGUCUUUUCACACUGCAGCUUUGGGAAAACUUCAUUCCUUGAUUUGUGUUUGUCUUGGCCUUCCUGGUGUGCAGUACUGCUGUAGAAAAGUAUUAAUAGCUUCAUUUCAUAUAAACAUAAGUAACUCCCAAACACUUAUGUAGAGGACUAAAAAUGUAUCUGGUAUUUAAGUAAUCUGAACCAGUUCUGCAAGUGACUGUGUUUUGUAUUACUGUGAAAAUAAGAAAAUGUAGUUAAUUACAAUUUAAAGAGUGUUCCACAUAACUUCUUAAUUUCUACAUUCCCUCCCUUACUCUUCGGGGGUUUCCUUUCAGUAAGCAACUUUUCCAUGCUCUUAAUGUAUUCCUUUUUAGUAGGAAUCCAGAAGUAUUAGAUUGAAUGGAAAAGCACUUGCCAUCUCUGUCUAGGGGUCACAAAUUGAAAUGGCUCCUGUAUCACAUACGGAGGUCUUGUGUAUCUGUGGCAACAGGGAGUUUCCUUAUUCACUCUUUAUUUGCUGCUGUUUAAGUUGCCAACCUCCCUUCCCAAUAAAAAUUCACUUACACCUCCUGCCUUUGUAGUUCUGGUAUUCACUUUACUAUGUGAUAGAAGUAGCAUGUUGCUGCCAGAAUACAAGCAUUGCUUUUGGCAAAUUAAAGUGCAUGUCAUUUCUUAAUACACUAGAAAGGGGAAAUAAAUUAAAGUACACAAGUCCAAGUCUAAAACGUUAGUACUUUUCCAUGCAGAUUUGUGCACAUGUGAGAGGGUGUCCAGUUUGUCUAGUGAUUGUUAUUUAGAGAGUUGGACCACUAUUGUGUGUUGCUAAUCAUUGACUGUAGUCCCAAAAAAGCCUUGUGAAAAUGUUAUGCCCUAUGUAACAGCAGAGUAACAUAAAAUAAAAGUACAUUUUAUAAACCAUUUACUAUGGCUUUGUAACAAUUGCGUACCCAUAUUUUAAGGGACAGGUGAAUUUACUACUUUCUAAAGUUUAUUGAUACUUCCCUUUUAUGUAAAAUGUAGUAGUGAUACCUAUAUUUCCACAUUGUGCAUUGUGACACACUUGUCUAGGGAUGCCUGGAAAUGUAUAAAAUUGGACUGCAUUUCGUAGAGUGUUUUACUAUAGAUCAGUCUCAUGGGCCAUCUCUUCCUCAGAUGUAAAUGAUAUCUGGUUAAGUGUUAUAUGGAAUAAAGUGGACAUUUUAAAACUA
Molecule: messenger RNA, 2401 nt
Organism: Pongo pygmaeus (Bornean orangutan)
Lineage: Eukaryota; Metazoa; Chordata; Mammalia; Primates; Hominidae
Gene: YWHAQ
Product: tyrosine 3-monooxygenase/tryptophan 5-monooxygenase activation protein theta
Exons: 6
Coding region: 355-1092 (245 amino acids)
Source: RefSeq, a predicted model, not a curated record